This is a messenger RNA of Ipomoea triloba (trilobed morning glory), 3951 nucleotides long. Its product is annotated as formin-like protein 3. NCBI's taxonomy places the organism in Eukaryota, Viridiplantae, Streptophyta, Magnoliopsida, Solanales, Convolvulaceae. The transcript is spliced from 6 exons. Gene Ontology annotation, biological process: actin cytoskeleton organization; actin nucleation. The record is from RefSeq and is a predicted model, not a curated record. Gene Ontology annotation, molecular function: actin filament binding. The coding region runs from base 457 to 3462 and encodes 1001 amino acids.
ACAAUAUAUACAUUCCAGCGAGCAAAAUUCCCAAUUCCAAAUUCUGAUAAAAGUUCAGAAGGAAUUUGAAUUAUUUCCAACGACCCCUUCCUUCGAAAGGCUUUACGGCCUGGGUUGGGGUUAAUAUCUGUAUCUGUGUGCAGAUUUGUUGGGAAACAUUUGCAUGCAUAUUCAUUGUGGGAAUUUUGCGACGUUGGGUGUAUAAUAUAGGCCAAAGUUCUUGGUUAAAUUUCGUCGGAGGCUGAAGAAAAACGCAGCUUUUUGUAUUGUUAAGGAUAAACAUUUUAAUGUAUCUUUAGAAAUCUUUGUUUUCCCUGGGUUUAAUUUUCUUAAGAAUUUUUGAGUUGGGUUCGCUGGAAAUUUCUGGGCAGUGGGUGUUUCUUGGAAUUGGAAUUGGUUAAUGCCCAGAAAGGUAUCACGUAUGAUUUUAGGGUUGUAGUAUGCGUGUCAAAUGAAAUGAGGGGGAAGGGAACAUGGACGGUAAGAGAAAUUUGGGAAUUUAUGGGCAUGGCAAUGCUCCGCUGCGUCGUCGUUUCUGUAGUUUUUCUUACAGCUUUGGCAGCCAUUGAUUCAGAUUGGAAGCUUCCGAGCAGCCAUUUGGGCAAUGCUGCUCCUUUCUAUCUUCAAAAGACAGGCAAACAUAAGGCAGCACAGCUCUGUAAUCAAUGUAAGAAAGAAUUCUUAGAGAUUUCAGAAGACGGGCCAUAUUUGGAUGUUCGUUUCCCAACCCCAUCAGAAGGAAAUCGUAGCUUUAUACAGUCUUAUUACACUUUGUUGGCAAAAAGAAGUUUAUGGGUGGCAGUUUCCUAUUUGUUUUCUCAAGAGCGAGAGCAGCACAUUCAUAUGGAAAAUUCGACUUUACAUGGUGUUCUCAAAGAUGAUAAUGUAUCCGGGGCUGGGUUGAUUAAGUACAAGUACAAAGAGUUUCUUUCCACUUUGUCCAGGGUGCCAAGGAGAUCCCUAAGAUUUAAAAAGUACAAGCGUGUGGAGGAUACAGGGUCUGAUCAAGUUCAAGUUCAUAGCCCUGCUCCAUCUCCAGAAAAUGCUGCAGUGUCAUCGGUUUCUGAUCAAGGAUCAUCUGAAGAAGCCGCUGAUAGCUCUAACUCCUCUGAUCCUUCUUCAUCCGAGUCCCAAGAAAAAGAGUCUAAAAGUGAGUCUGAAGAAGAACCGACCGAGACUUCAAAAUCAUCCACUGAUUCUUCAAGACCAACAAUUGCUGCUCGGAAGACAAAAAAAGUUGCGAGUAGUUCUUCAAAAAAUGAGGACAGCUCAGUUAUCUUGGUUGCCAUUAUUGGGGUCGCUUCGGUAGCACUUCUCAUCGUGGUUAUAUUCUUGGUUUGCUCUCUCAAGGAAAUGGAUGACAAUGAGAAUGACAAUGACAAUGAGAAUGACAAUGACCGGCCAAGGGAUGAAAAACCUCUCAUUAAAGUUGAGCCUGCUGCUGAUAUCUCCGCUGCUGAUUCUCCAAACGACUCUCAGAGCACAGAAAAUCCUGGCGAAAAUGAUUCCCAGAGUUUGCCUAGUGCUAAUAAUGAUCUCCCAGUUGCAACUGAAAGCGAAACACCAUCAGAAACCAAUACUAUGGCUACCGAAGCUACAGAAGCUGCACCUGUGAAAUCUCACGCAGCAUUACCACUUCCCCCGGGAAAAUCUGCACCUCCUCCACCCGCUAAUCCAAGUCCUCCUCCACCAGGACCACCAGGGCCACCGGGACCACCAGAACCACAAGGACCUCCAGAACCUCCGGUGCCUACAGGACCUCCAGAGCCUACAGGACCUCCAGCACCUACAGGACCUCCAGCACCUACGGGACCUCCAGCACCUAAACCCCCUGGUCCUAAAUGCCCUCCUCCUCCGGGAGCUCGCCCUCCUCCUAAUCCACCUAAGCCAGGUAGUGGACCGAAGUCUGCACCGCCUCCUGGACCAAAUCACAAAGGACCGAAUUCUGCGAAUGACGGAACUGAAAAUGGAGAAUCUCCGAAAGCCAAACUAAAGCCAUUUUUCUGGGACAAAGUUAAUGCAAGUCCUAAUACCUCGAUGGUUUGGCAUGAGAUAAGAGGGGGCUCGUUCCAGUUUAAUGAGGAUCUGAUGGAGUCACUAUUUGGAUAUUCUCCAGCAGAAACCAAAAAUGACCGCAAGAAAGAGCCAAAGGCUAGUUCGCAAUUUAUUCAGAUCAUUGACGCUAAGAAGGCACAAAACCUAGCUAUUCUUCUUAAAGCCUUGAAUGUGACAACAGAGGAAGUCUGCGAUGCACUCAAAGAGGGUAAUGAGCUACCACCUGAACUCGUUCAAACUCUGUUGAAGAUGGCACCGACAGCAGAUGAGGAACUUAAACUUCGGUUAUAUACUGGGGACAUUGCUCUGCUUGGCAUUGCUGACCGCUUUCUCAAAAUCCUUAUUGAGAUACCCUUUGCCUUCAAAAGGAUGGAAUCAUUGUUGUUCAUGAGCAUUCUUCAGGAAGAAGUUGCUUACACUAAAGAGUCCUUUACAACCUUAGAGGUGGCGUGUAACGAGCUUAAAAACAGCAGACUCUUCCUGAAACUUCUCGAAGCUGUUCUGAAAACUGGGAACCGAAUGAAUACUGGCACUUACCGUGGUGGCGCCCAGGCUAUCAAGCUCGAUACUCUCUUGAAACUCUCGGAUGUGAAAGGAACUGAUGGCAAGACCACGCUCCUACAUUUUGUUGUUCAAGAAAUUAUUAGAUCCGAAGGCUUAAGAGCUGCUCGUACAUUAAACGAGAGCUACAGUAUGUCCAGUGUGAAGACUGAAGAUCUCGUAAAUGAUGCCCCACAUGAUUCGGUAGAGUAUCAUCGGAAGCUUGGCCUUCAGGUUGUUUCUCAGCUCGGUGAUGAACUUAAGAAUGUGAAAAAGGCAGCCGUCAUAGAAGGCGACAACCUAACACAGACUGUAGCGAAACUUGGCCACUCACUUUUGAAAUCUAAGGAUUUUCUGAAAAAAGAUAUGUCGAGUUUAGAGGGAGAUGAGUUCGGCAUAACACUUACUAGCUUUUUGGAGCACGCGGAAGGGGAAAUCCCAACGCUGCUCAAAGAAGAGCAAAGGAUCAUGGCUUUGGUGAAGAGCACCGGGGAUUACUUCCAUGGGAAAUCAGGAAAGGAUGAAGGGUUGCGUCUCUUUGUCAUUGUUCGUGACUUCUUGGUAAUGUUGGACAAGGUAUGUAAAGAGGUGGAGAAGGAAGCUAAGGAGAAGGAAGCUAAGGCUCAGGUAAAGCCUCCAAAAAAGGAAACAGCAUCAACCCCAUCAUCUUCUUCCCCCCAAGAACCAAAAACGGAGUCGUUGCCAGAUACGCCCCAACAACUAUUUCCAGCAAUAGCACCAUCUUCCUCCCAAGAACCACAACAGGAGUCGUUGAUUGAUAUGCGCCAACGACUGUUUCCAGCAAUAACAGCACGAAAGGUAGACGAUGAUUUCAGUUCAGAUGACGAGAGCACUGAUUCAUCAUAACCAGGAUCAGUUUUCCUGCUCCACAUAGCGUGCGUUUAUAGGCUUACAAUCAUACAUGGUGUGCUACAACCUACAAAAGACAAAUAUUUUCGGGCGCAAAAGGACUAUAAGCCAUUGUGACAGAUAGACCAUCUUCCACUGCUGGUACCUGAUGGUAAAUUAAUCGAAUCCUUAACCCAACAUCAACAUUCAUAUUUAGUGUAUCAUCUGAUUUACUGUGUUGAAUGUUUAGGUGAAUGAGAAAUGUGGGAAUUGAUAUAGCAGGGUAGUGUUGUGCAGAAUGAUCUAUCCCUCAUCCCUGUAACUUUUUCAUACUAGCUUGUUUUAGAAAAGAGAGUAAGCAUAGCAUUAUCCAGGCCUUGUACUUCAUUUUAUCCCCAAAUUCCCCUGGUUUGGCUGUAUACAUCUCUGUAUAUUAAACAAAAAGGAAUCUGUAAUUCUAUUAUGGCUUUGGCCUUUAACGUUGAAUCAAGUGGAGUUUUAAUAACA